UGUGACGAUAAUACCCUUAGAUAUAUGUGAGAAUAACUAGUGUGUCCCUUUAUGCCCAACCCGAGAUCCAUUCUAAACAACUUCAGAGGCGGACAUCCGAGCUGUUCGAAAACUAUACAACUUGGGCUCCUCCUUCUCUCCAAUAUCUCACCGCAUUUACAACAAGCACAAGGCGAAUAGUCAAGGCCUAUAUGCGUUAUCUCCAUGGGGAAAAAGUAUUCGUUGUCAUUUCUCAGUGGGAAAUUGCCAAGCCGGGUCUAGUGCUUCAUCUGAUACGUCUGGUGCGUCAUGCUGACAGAUGAAGUUUGAAGUUGUUUUGCAGUAUUAUUGUUUGUGGAAAUGUCUGGAUUAGAGGAUGGUGCUGGACUAAGCCACCAAGAAUUCCAGAGAUGGCAAAAUGGAGGUGGGCAAUUCCACAAGUCAGCUUGCAUUGAUCCGACAGCACUCAUAGAGACUGGUGCUAUAGUUCAUCCAAAAUCCGUUGUAGGUGCAUAUGUUCAUAUCGGAUCGGGAACUGUAAUCGGACCUUCUGUUACAAUUGGCCAAUUGACAAAAAUAGGAUAUAAUGUCGCACUCAGUAAUUGCAGCAUAGGCGAUUCAUGUGUAAUCCACAAUGGAGUUUGCAUUGGUCAAGAUGGAUUUGGUUUUCUUGUGGAUGAAAAGGGGGACAUCGUUAAGAAGACUCAAUUGCUGGAUGCUAGGGUGGGGAACCAUGUGGAGAUUGGUGCAAAUACAUGUAUUGAUAGGGGGAGUUGGAGAGAUACAGUUAUAGGGGAUCAUUCAAAGAUAGAUAAUUUAGUUCAGGUUGGUCAUAAUGUAGUUGUUGGGAAAAGUUGCAUGCUUUGUGGACAAGUUGGGAUUGCGGGUUCAGUGACGAUAGGAGACUAUGUUACUUUUGGGGGAAGGGUAGCAGUCCGGGAUCACGUUUCCAUUGUUUCAAAGGUCAGGCUUGCUGCUACUAGCUGUGUCACCAAGGAUAUCAAAGAACCUGGGGAUUAUGGCGGCUUCCCUGCUGUUCCAAUUCAUGAGUGGCGAAGACAAGUUGCUUCACAAUCUUGGGCAUCAAAGAAAAAUUAAGAGUUGUGAGAUGAUUUAAUGGUGUGCUUGUUUGGGUUCUGUCUGAGUGCUGACUAGAGGAGUCAAAUGAUAUGCCAACUCUAGGAGAUUGCUUACCUAGAGAAGUACUGCACUUGCCACUGUGUUGUAGUAGAGGCGUGGCAUAAUUUCUUCUUUGGUAUCUUUUUUUGAUAGGGUGGGUUUCUUCCAUGUGCCCGCCUUCAAACCUGGUGCCCUCGAUCUUUGUACUCUCUAAACAUUCUAUUAUUCUUUUCUUAUUGUCCUUCGAAAGGGCUGGUGAGCCAAUUGGACCUAAUCCUUUCUUCUCUCUUUGUUUAGAUAUGUAGUAAUUUUAAAGUCUGAUUGGAGCUA
Molecule: messenger RNA, 1428 nt
Organism: Carya illinoinensis
Lineage: Eukaryota; Viridiplantae; Streptophyta; Magnoliopsida; Fagales; Juglandaceae
Product: probable UDP-3-O-acylglucosamine N-acyltransferase 2, mitochondrial
Exons: 11
Coding region: 340-1077 (245 amino acids)
Biological process (GO): lipid A biosynthetic process
Source: RefSeq, a predicted model, not a curated record